AUGAACGCACACGUCAACGACGACGCCGAUGACAACGACGAUGAUGUCUUCGAUACACUAGAUGACCUGUCUGAUCACUCACCAGAUGAGGCCAGUGAUUCCGACGACUCCGAUACUGGUGCUGGGCCGGGUGCUGCUGGGCGUUCGAACAACGCUGCCUCCUCGAUCCGGACCGAAGACCACCACCCGUGGGCCCAGCUCCUCGAAGACCUGCAGGGUCAACUCCGCAGCAUCACGCUCGAAGCCGAGACGAUCCUCUCCCGCCAGCCGCGAAGCACGCAGCUCGCCCUGGCGGCCGGGACCAAGAGUCUCUUCGGCGAGUACAAGCAGUAUGGCUCCAUGACUCGACUCAAGGUCGGGGUUGAGAAGUUCUUGAGGUCAGGGGAUGAGAAAGGGAGGAUCUGCUUUGAAGAAGAGAAGGAGGAGGAAGAAGAAGACAGGAUGACCGAGGAUGGGCAACAAUCUCAAUUUCAACCUCCGUUUCCUUCUCACACCAAAAGAAGACCGGCUCAUUACGGCGAGGCCUUCAUACUCCACGACACCGCCGACGACGACAAGCCCAAGUUUGAUGAGAAGGUCGAUUUUCCCAGCACCACUCGCCUCAGGGAUGCUUCUUCCAACCGCGACGACCCGGCGGACGCACCGCAGCAGCACAAGUCCUUCCACCCGCUCCGCACGGUCGAUCCGGAUUCUGUGCCGUACGUGACGACGCUGCCGUGGGAUCCCAUCGCGACCAAGAUCAGCUGGGCGAACCACGCGUGCUGGCCCAAGGGGCUAUUGGGAAACCUGAACAAGAUUUUCAGUAUUGCCGACGCUGAGGCCCGCGAACGCCUCUUCCACCACGUCUCCAAAUAUGGGCCCGCGCCGAUUUUUCGGGUUGGCCUCGCGCAGUCUCUGAAGAGUGAGUUCGCGACCAUCUUCGAGCCCGCGCAGAACCACUACCUGGGCCUCACGCCCGAGACGCGCGAGUUCCUGCGCGGCGUCUACACUCGCGGCCGCGGUGGCGGUGGCCACAAGCACCUCAACCUCGCCGAGCGCCGCAUCCUGGCCUCCACCUGCCGCGUUGCAGAGGACUCGGUCCAGAUGUUCUGGGAGGACAUGGCCGAGGCGCUGAAGAGUUACGAGGCAAUGCGCAUCUUCAUGGCCGCCAGGGAGGUCGAGCGGAACGACGAGGACAAGCGCGCGCAGAUGGAAAAGCGCAGGGCAGAGGUCAUGAGGGCCCAUGUCGAGCGCUUCAAUAGGGAGUUUCGCUCCGGCGCGAGCAACGAUGUGAGUGCGCGUGGGACUGCGUACUUUACACAUGCGACUGCGAAUCCGAAUCCGAACUUGAGCCACAACGCGAGUGCAAGUGCACAGGGAGCGAAAGACAGAUGCACUGCACCUUCCUCAGGGCGCUGA
This is a messenger RNA of Cladophialophora psammophila CBS 110553, 1398 nucleotides long. RefSeq lists its product as uncharacterized. NCBI's taxonomy places the organism in Eukaryota, Fungi, Ascomycota, Eurotiomycetes, Chaetothyriales, Herpotrichiellaceae. The transcript has a single exon. Bases 1 to 1398 code for a protein of 465 amino acids. The record is from RefSeq and is a predicted model, not a curated record.